GUGUGAGGUAAGGUCAGGGCCUGUGAUGCUGGUUCUAGAAUGGGGAGAGGUCAGUGCUGGUACAUUAUGGGGAGAAGAGGCACCAGCCUGAUUCCUACACUGGCAAUGUCUUAUUGUGUGAAGGAAAAAGCUUCUUCGGGUUUUUUAACUUCCAUCCAAGAUGCCAGCAGACAGCUCCAAGUGGCAAAGAGCAGUCUACUAAGUGUUUAUCAGUCUGGGGAGACCUCUAUUCCUGCUGGGGUUCUGGUUCCAGGAGUGCUCAGAAGGAAAACACAGGAACUUGCAGCUCCUUCACAUGUAGAAGCAACCCUUGUGUAUCAGGAGAAGACACUAAAGCAGCCCUGUAGUGGUGCCCAGCAGAGUCCAAGGUUCCCUCUCAGUAGCAGAUCAGGGUACAGGGACAUAAGGUGGGAGCCUUAUAGUGGACACUAUUGUGGAAGGUAUUCUAGAAAGUUUCCCCAGCAUAAACAGGAUGAGAUCUUUAUAUGGGAUUAUCCACCCGAACGGGUCAGAGACAAGCAGCCAUGUGGCCCCUCUGGCAUGUAUCCAUGUACCUCUGUGAAAGGAUAUCCUCCAACCCAGCAAAGGAAUGGGCAGCACAUUGGUGAACUGGGCAGCCCAGGGGGAGACUUCCCACUGGCUACCUGUGGAUUUCCUCCCAGAGGUGCUUUUCUUAUGCCCAUAAAACUCAGUAAGAACAGAGGUCAACAGUCAGUGCAGAACCCUCCUCCAGACAUCUGCAUCCUCACUCUUGCCAUGAUGAUAGCUGGCAUCCCCACAGUGCCUGUGCCAGGGAUUAAAGAGGAGGAUCUUAUCAGAGCUGCACAGAACUUCAUGACAGAGAAUCCAGAGCAAGGUAUACAGGGGGAGAUAACUCCAAAAAGGACAGGGGAUGCACAGUUCUGGAAGAAAGACAGACAGAGGAAGAGACCAGUAGACAGAAGCUUCCAGCCCCCUUCCAUAGCACACUUUGAGAAGUAAAGCCAAGGAGAAAUUCACAAUUCA
Messenger RNA from Mauremys reevesii (Reeves's turtle), 1005 nucleotides. It is a transcript of the gene SPATA25, whose product is annotated as spermatogenesis associated 25. Gene Ontology annotation, biological process: spermatogenesis. The coding region runs from base 40 to 981 and encodes 313 amino acids. The transcript has 2 exons. Lineage: Eukaryota; Metazoa; Chordata; Testudines; Geoemydidae. The record is from RefSeq and is a predicted model, not a curated record.